GGGGAUGAUACUUGGAUCUGUUAAACUCAACCCCAAACAAAAAACAUGCGCGCGCCCCACGCGACACUAGAGCGAGCGGGGUUGUGAAUGAUGAAGAUGGGGCGGCGGCAAAGAAUUUGACAGCACCGACCACCGAACCACUUCGUAACCUGAUGAAAUGAUUCACCCGGCCUAUGUAAUACGGCGAUGUGUUAGAUCCAUCUAUCCAGUUCGAUAGUUCCACCCCAAACCCCAGAGUGCUGCUGCUGCUCACUGUUCCGCCGAUUGACGCAAUCAUCAUGGAGCAGCGCGGAGGUAGCGUGUGACUGUGCCGUUUCUUUCACUGCGGUGGACCGGUUUGUACUUCCUGAGAGACAAUUGUGUACUUGCGAGGCCCAUAAUUAGCUGCUGUAACGCCGUGAAAGAGUGAAGAACGGGACGGCACAAAAAGCAGAAUGCCAGCGAAGUAACGCAAACGAGCCGAAGUUCCCACAGAACAACACAUCAUUGCGGCAAUCUUCCCGUCAUUAGUUGUGCCUUAAAUCAAAGCAGCCUGUGUGGGGUCGCUCGGGGUUCCUAUACCCUUUUUUCAUCUGCUGCAGUGUAAAUAGGAAAAUCUAGUAGUAGGCCAUGACUACCUCAAACUGGGACAAAUUCGUGCUUCUGCUGUGGAAGAAUUGGAUCAUCCAGAAGCGCCAUUAUGUGCAGACCGCGUUCGAGGUGACCAUCCCGGUGUUGGCCUGUUCGCUGCUCAUACUCGUGCGGGGUCUCGUAACGCCAACCAUCUACACGGAACCGACAACCUUCACUAGUUUGAAUGUGCGAAGUUUGGCCUCGAUACGGGAGAUGGUAACGAACCACCCGAUCAGUUUGACCAUUGCUUACGCACCGCGUAAUGAUGUGCUCGAACGGAUCGUGGGGCGGGCCGCCCGUAUGCUCGGUACCGACGUCCUUCAUCAGGGCUUCAACGAUAGCGAGAGCAUGUACAAUGUGCUCGUCACGCACAACUACCUAGCCGGGCUGGAGUUUGGUGAUGAGUUGGCGAACAUCACUAGUCUUCCCGAGCAGGUUAGGUUGGCCGUUCGGUUUCCGAGUGAGAUGCGCACGGCAACCCUCCCAGGGGCACAGUUUUGGGCGAAUUGGUGCACCUUCCUGAUCUUUCCACAGUACCAAGUGUACGGAGCGCGUAACAUCAACGGCAGCGAUGGUGGCUAUCCGGCGAAUUACUUCACGGAAGGAUUUGCCUCCGUCCAGAACGCGAUCAGUCGUGCCGUGCUGGAAGCAAGGGCCGGCCGCAGCGAUGUACUACCGCACGUGGAGCUGAGGCGUUUCCCGUAUCCGCCCUUCUACGACGAUCCCUUGCUGCGGGGUCUCGAGAACCUGUUCCCUUCCAUCAUCAUGGUGGCCUUCUUCUAUUCCUGCAUCAACACGGUCAAGUUCAUUACGCUGGAAAAAGAGAAGCAACUGAAGGAAUCGAUGAAAGUGAUGGGCCUGGAUGGAUGGAUACACUGGAUGGCUUGGUUCGUGCGCACGCUAACGCUACUAACCGUGUCCAUUACGCUCGUCACGGUUUUGCUAAGCUGUAACCUUACCACCAACACAAAGGUGGCCGUGUUCGAAUUUUCCGAUCGCUUCCUGAUCUGGCUAUUUCUGUUCGUGUACAGCAUCACCACGAUAAUGCUGUGCUUCUUGGUCAGCACCUUCUUUUCCAAAGCGAACAUUGCCUCAGGGAUUGCGGGAAUUGUGUGGUUCUACUCACUAACCCCGUUUCAGCUAACGAUCGGCAACUACUAUCGGAUGCCGCUUGCAGCGAAGCUUGUCUCCAGUCUCUGGAGCAACACGGCCAUGGGAUACGGUGUGACGCUUUUCAUGAAGCACGAAGGCACCUCGAUCGGUUUACAGUGGGACAACUUCCUGUCGCCCGUUACCGUCGACGAUCAGCUUACGAUGGGGCACAUAUUCUUCAUGCUGUUUGCCGAUGCCGUCCUCUACCUCGCCUUAGCACUGUACAUAGAACAGAUCGCUCCGGGCCAGUUCGGUGUACCGCGCAAGUGGAACUUCAUUUUCACUGGUAGCUUCUGGAAGCAGGAGGUAUUCCGCCGAAACGCGGCUGCUGCCGAAUCUGAGGUGAACGCCCCGCCGGGAAGUGCUUCGGAAACCGAAAGAUUACAAUCAACCGGAAGGUAUCAGGCGAACAGGGAUGAAGAACCAGCCGACGCACAGGUCGGCAUCAGUAUGGUGGGAUUAACGAAGAUUUACCACGGCGGGAAAUCAUCAUCCCGGGCAGCUGUCAAGGAACUUACGGUAAACUUCUACCGCGACCAGAUCACUGUCCUGCUCGGGCACAACGGAGCAGGCAAAACGACCACCAUGGGUAUGCUGACCGGGAUGUACCCGCCGACAGCGGGCUAUGCAACGAUCGAAGGACAUCGGAUCGGUGGAACGGCUGUGAAGAAGUUCCGCAACACGCUCGGAUUCUGUCCGCAGCAUAACGUCCUCUUUGACGAGCUUACCGUCGCCGAGCACAUCAGGUUCUUCGCGCGAUUAAAGGGCAUCCGGCAGGAAGAGUACAUCGAGACCGAAAUCGAUAAAUACGUCCGCGCCCUGCAACUCGAACCGAAGCGUAAUGAGCAGUCCCACACGCUCUCGGGUGGCAUGAAAAGGAAGCUUUCGCUAGCCAUCGCACUGUGCGGUGGUUCGCGGGUGGUUUUCUGUGACGAACCAACGUCCGGCAUGGAUCCCGGAGCAAGGCGCACGGUGUGGGAUUUACUGCAGCAGGAGAAGCGCGAUCGUACGAUCGUUCUGUCGACGCACUUUAUGGACGAGGCGGAUGUGUUGGGCGAUCGUAUCGCUGUGAUGUGCGAUGGAGAGCUGCGAGCGGUCGGUACACCGUUCUUCCUGAAGAAACGAUUCGGCGCUGGAUAUCGGUUGGUUUGCGUCAAGCGUCCCGAUUGUCAGCCGGAGACGGUCGUGAAGUUGUUGCGCCGAUACGUGCCGGACGUGGCGAUCGAGUCCGACAUUGGCACGGAAUUGAGCUUACGGCUUCGCGAACAGCACCGUGCAAUGUUCCAGCCCGCGUUGGAAGAGCUGGAGCAAAAGAUCGACCAGUGUGGCAUCUCGGGGUACGGAAUUGCAUUGUCUACCCUGGAAGAGGUGUUUAUGAGGCUAGGAAGUGAUGAAGCAGGUACCUCUGAACAGUUGCGGCACGCCACCAAUGGAGUUAAUGCGAGCGACAAGAAGCAUCUGACAAACGGCACACACACGGCGGCGGCGCCUCCCUCAAUAACUAUUACGGAAACGUACGAGCUUCAAACGGGCGCAAGGCUUCUCUGCAGCCAGAUCAACGCCAUGCUGAGCAAGAAGUAUCUUAGCUUCGUCCGCUCGUGGAAGAUAUCCAUACUGCAGAUACUGCUGCCAAUGAUGUUUGUUCUGCUGGUUAUCGGGAUUGUACAAUACUUCCCCAGCAAUGUCGUGCUACCGCCGUUGGAAAUCUCGCUCGCGAGCUACGAACGUACCAGGACCGUGCUGUCUACCACCGAUCGAAACGCGCCCGUUGUACCUGCGUAUGAGCACACGAUCAAAAAUUCACCCGGAAGAGGACAACACUCCAUCACUGUUACAGAGCGCAACUUUACCGAUUAUAUGCUGGAAAAGUCGACGGAAAAUAUCCGAGCGGUGGAUAACACGUACAUGAUCGGGGCGUCCUUCGAUGUGGCCGGCCGCAACUUCACCGCCUGGUUCAACAAUAAGGCGUACCACACGGCACCCCUGUCCCUGAGCGUGCUGUACAACGCGCUAACGCGGACAGUCUGCCCCAACUGCAGUCUCACCGUCACGAACAAACCACUCCCGUACAGCAGCCAUGUCCGAUUCCUGCGCACCGAAGCGGGCAGCAACUUGGGCUUCCAGCUGGCCUUCAACACCGGGUUCGCGAUGGCGUUCGUGGGCGCUCUCUACGUCAUGUACUACGUGCGCGAGCGUGCGUCCGGAUCGAAGCUGCUGCAGUUCGUGAGCGGAGUAAACGCGAUCACCUUUUGGUGCGUCUCCUUCGUGUGGGACUUUGCAGUGUACUGCGUCGCGAUGGCCAUCUACAUCGGUGCGCUGGCCGCGUUCGGGGAGGAAGGUUGGUCCACACCGGAGGAACUCGGCCGGGUGGUGAUUGUGUGCGUUUGCUUCGGCCUGGCGAUCAUUCCGUUCACGUAUCUCGGUGCGUACUGUUUCGACGUACCGUCGACCGGCUUCAUCAAGAUGCUGAUCUUCAACAUCUUCACCGGCACGGUCAUGUUUACGGCGGUGUUUUUGCUCAAGAUCAAGGACUUUGAUCUGGUGCACGUGGCCGAAACGAUGGAGUGGUUUUACAUGGCGUUUCCCCUGUUUGCGCUCAGCCACAGCAUCAACAACAUCAACCUGAUGGAAACCACGCGACAGAUCUGUGAUGCGUACUGCGAUGCGACGCCCUUCUGUACGCCAAAGCUGGCCUGUAAAUUCAACAAGCGGUGCUGCGAUGUGGAAAUAUUUUCCUUCAGUCCACAGGGCAUCAAUCGCAAUCUCACCUACAUGUUGUGCGUCUCGGUGCUCUCGUUUGCCGUGCUGCUGCUUAAAGAGUUGCACGUGUUUGACGAGCUUAGCCUCAGCACACGCGUCACGGAAUGGUGGUGGCGGUGGUGUUCGAACCGACAUCGUCGACCCACCACAACUGACACACUACCGGAAGAAGCGCAAUCCAUUGCGAUCGGCGAGGAUUCGGAUGUUAGCGAGGAGCGUACGCGAGUGGAUCGAUUGUACGAGGAGCGCGCACACCAGUCACCGACCGGACAGGCUAUGCUGAUGCUGCGAGAUCUUACGAAACGUUACGGAGGCUUCGUGAAACCACCGGCCGUCGAUCGGCUUACGUUUGCCGUCGGCGAGCGAGAAUGUUUCGGACUGCUGGGAGUGAAUGGGGCGGGAAAAACGUCCACCUUCCGGAUGCUUACCGGCGAUCGGCGCAUUACCGGUGGGGACGCGUGGGUCGUUGGAUGCAGUCUGCGAACGCAACUGCCUGCCGUUUACCGUCGAAUCGGGUACUGUCCCCAGUUUGACGCACUGCUGGAAGAUCUAACCGGCCGCGAAACGUUGCGCAUCUUUGCCCGCUUGCGUGGCAUUCCGAGUGGCUCGAUUGCACCGAUCACAGAGCGGCUGGCAGUGGAGCUAAACUUUGCGCUCCAUCUGGAUAAGCUCGUCCAGGCGUACAGUGGUGGAACGCGGCGCAAGCUAAGCACCGCGCUCGCCCUGCUCGGUGACCCGGUGGUAGUGUAUCUGGACGAACCGACGACCGGCAUGGAUCCGGGCUCGAAGCGUCACUUCUGGAACGUGAUGUGCCGGGUACGCGCGGAAGGUAGGACCGCCCUCGUGCUCACCUCGCACAGUAUGGAGGAAUGUGAAGCGCUCUGCACACGGCUGGCCAUCAUGGUGAACGGCGAGUUUCGAUGUCUCGGAUCGGCGCAGCAUCUGAAGAACAAAUUCUCCCACGGCUACUUUCUCACCGUGAAGCUAAAGCGCACCGGCGACGGUUCGCCCACCGAAGCCGAACGGAACAAGCGCGCGAUCAAGACGUUUAUGCAGGAAACGUUCUCCGUCAGCUCUGGCGCGGCUGGCGGUGCGAUCCUCAAGGAAGAGUAUAAUAAUUACCUCACUUACCACAUCCGCGACACCGGCCAUCGGUGGUCGGACAUGUUCGGGUUGCUCGAGCGAGCCCGGGACAAGCUGCGCAUCGAAGAUUACGCGCUCGGACAAACAUCUCUCGAGCAGGUGUUCCUGCAGCUGACCGCCAACCAGCGAACCUGCAACGAAGCAUAACUCAACGCUAGUCGAGCGCUGCUGUGCUGCCUACCUUACCCAUAGACUAGAAUCUCGCCCAAAGGACAAUAUGACGUAGACGCGGAACGGAUUAGAUAGAUGCCUUCUCUCUGCACCCUACCCUCACACCUUAGUCUCAUUUUCUUUCCUAACACGCCCGGAUGCAGUCUUCUUCUGCUGCACCGUAACAAACACAGUUGGCUCGAAAUACUAGUUUAAUGAAGCAGCACGGGUAUAGAAGACCGAAUGUGAUCACAACACUUAAGUUACCGGAGUAGUAUUUUGCGCUUCAAGCGUGCAAAUUGCAAAUAAAGUUGCUAGUUUGACG
Molecule: messenger RNA, 6142 nt
Organism: Anopheles stephensi (Asian malaria mosquito)
Lineage: Eukaryota; Metazoa; Arthropoda; Insecta; Diptera; Culicidae
Product: ATP-binding cassette sub-family A member 3-like
Exons: 7
Coding region: 610-5814 (1734 amino acids)
Biological process (GO): transmembrane transport; lipid transport
Cellular component (GO): membrane; intracellular membrane-bounded organelle
Molecular function (GO): lipid carrier activity; ABC-type transporter activity; ATP hydrolysis activity
Source: RefSeq, a predicted model, not a curated record